AUGGCUACUCUUCGUAAUUUGAAAAUAAAGACAAGUACUUGCAAACGAAUUCUUAAAGAGCUCCAUUCUUAUGAAAAAGAGGUGGAGAAGGAAGCUGCAAAGACAGCAGACAUGAAGGAGAAAGGAGCUGAUCCCUAUGAUCUCAAGCAACAGGUAGCUAUUACCAGUCAACUUUUCCAUUCUUUUGUUAUUUGAAGUUUAAUAUUGAAAUGUGUAAAUGAGAAAACAUGUCAAAUCUUUUGUUAGGAAUACGAUCUCUAAUAGCCCUAGAUUUCAUACAUUAGUACUGCAUUUUAAUCCCGAGUUCACCCUCUUGGGAGCUCUUUGGCUUCUAAAUUAUCAACCAUCUCGUUCAUUUUGAUGCUUUCGAAAAGGACACCGUAAUUAUCUAGCCAAAUGCUCCUUCAUGUCUUCUAUUAUGGUAUAGAAAUUUUCAGUUUUCCUCAAUCGGAUGAUUGCAUGCUCUCCAUUCUCCGAGAAUCCACAUUUUUGGGUUAGACAGGUGGAGAAUGGAUGGAUAGAGAGGCAAUAUGAUGGGAAGUGUUUGAUUAGAAGACUUCUUACAGUAGAUUGCGGGCUCAGCUAUCAUCAAAGGUCACGAUUAGAAUUUUCUCGACAAGCUGCUCUUAUGCCCUUAUCUUCCUCGUUAUUUGAGGGCGCUUCUUGGAUCUCAGACAGUCUGCUUCUCUGCUUCUUCAUCAAUAACACCAAUAGGAUCCCUGGGUGAUGAAAUUUCAGCCUGUCCAGAACAUUUCCAUCAAAUAAUACUUCUGUUUCAGGACUUCCAUGCUGUUCUAAAGCCCCAGAUACUUCUGCUGUCUCAACUGUCGUUCUCUUUUCUUUUCUUCUCUUUUUGAUGACUGCACAUGGAAGUAAACUGCCCCAAAUUUUAGCCGAUGAUAGGGUUUAAAAGUCCACAUGUUAGAAAUUGGCUGAAUUUCGAUUACGCCUGUUUCGUGGCACUGAGAUGUGGCUGCAAAUAUAGACUACUUUGUGUAAUACAUAUAAAGACAUGAAUGGCUAUAAAUAGAAACUAUUCUGUAUUAAUAUGAAUAAGUUUUAUCUUUCAUCUUUUUGGACCAGUUCCGGCUCAUACAUUAUUGAAAUAAAUUACCACUAUCGUUUUGAAGAUGGAUUGAUAUAAUAUAGGGUCAGUUUUGAUAUGCUCAAUCUCUUUCUGUGCUGACAAUGCUCGAACUCUCAAUUCAGAAAUCACAUCUUUCUACUUCAGUAGCAACCUAUUUUUGUCUGUAAGUUGAUUCAUGAAAUGGUCGUCUAAUUUCUGUUUCCUAGCUUAGUCAACUGUACAAAGCUCUGCCACAAUCAGCUAGUGGAAUGGCUUCAGAGCUCAUUGUUUUCCAUCUAUCCCAUGUGAUAUACUAUGAUCUUUGGGACAGAUGUGUGGCUUAGGUUAUUGUUUUCGACCAGUCCCAUGGAAAAUACAAUGAUUUAUGGGGGACAUCUUUGGUUGAGUGUUGCAGAUGUAUUUUUAUCGGUGGCUUUUUGUGGCUCUUCCUAUACUAAUGCGUAGAGAAGUGGGAUUGGAUCUGUCUUCCGGUCUUUGUCCAUUCUGUCCACCUCAAAGGGUGUCGGAAGAUCCUUCUGUAUUUCCACGUCUUUAGCGUUGGAGAAGAAUGAGGGGUGUACUUUCGGAUAGCCCACAUGUGAGACUGGAUUGAGUGAUGUUGACAGGGCGGUGAAGGCUGGGGACACAGGUUGCUAUGGAGCUGGGAGGGAAAGGUUGAAAUCAGUUACAUGGCGGAUGAUUAGAAUCCAGAUGAAUUAAAUCGAUUCAAAAUUGGCACGAUUGACCUGUUUUCAAUGGGUGGGGAAUGGAAGGAUCCAAUCUCUCUUGACAUUGAAAAACAGAAAAAAAUACUAAUCGUCCCAAGAAGUGAUGUCUAGCUGAUUAGGAGCUGGGCUGGGACACUAAAGGCAUAUUUGCCCUUCUGUCUUUCAAUUAAAGACGUGGAUAUGAAAAAAAUGGAAAAUAUGUUAUAAGUAGGACAAAAAUCUACCAAUAUUGAAUAAGAAAACGCUGGAGAGUUGAAGCAAAAAACAAAAUUUACCUCUGCCACUGCCCCCUCCCUCUUUUCCUCUUCUUCUCGUGUGUGAGAUUGUGAGACUGGAGUAAGGAUCGAGGUGGAGGAAUACUGAAGGGUUUUUUAAAAGUUAACUAUCGUUUGUCCGUUUUUCGUUCUAUACCAUCACCAGUUGUAUGUUCCUAUCAUAUUUAUCUUCUGCAUUUUAGCUGAAUCUGCCUUCGUCCAAGGGCAGCUGAUGUGCAGAGUCUGAACCUGAUUUUUUUUUUUGGGUUAAUUCCAGUGGGCUCUGUCAGGACAUCAAAACUGAUAAUGGUCAAUGAUCGUAAUGGCUGAGCGAGAGCGAGAUGUUUCCUGUAGGACAUUCCUGGGGUCAUUUGUAUUUCCUUCGACCAUAAAUUCAAGGAUGGGUUAGACGCAGAAGUGUAGAGGAGUGCAUGUAUGUAUAUUUGUGAAUAAAUGUUCUAUAACAAUCGUUGGUUGUCAGUCCUAUUUCACCUGAUUACAGUAUAUUUUUAUUGUUUUCCACAAUCUCAUAUGGUCAGCCUUUCCAUCUAUCCAACAUUACUGAGCGAUCUUUUUUUAUCGCAGUGCAUGUCGGCCUAUCUAUUUAGGGGAAUGUUUUCAUGGAAUAGGCUACUGAGAUUGGCUCACUCAAGUAAUCAAAGACUUUCCUCCUGUAGUUGCUCUUGUAGAUGGUCUCGUUGCACCAAUUUGAAUCUGAUGGAUAUUUUUUCACAUUAGGCUGUGCCACUCCAUGUACUUAACCUCUGGCUGAUUGAUCUGUUGUCUUGGAUCUUGGAUACAUUUCGUAGCUUUUCUUCAUCAUAUGAUGUUUCUCCUAGAGUUUAUUAUCGACAAUAGAUGAUAUAUUUAGCCUCUCAAAUAACUGGCUACAGAAGUUCCACCCAUGGAUACUUUCCUUCGUAUCUCCUAAGGGUAAUUAAGUUAUCUGUUAACCAUUUCCUUAUAAAACUGAUUGGAUAGCUGUAUUUUAUUUAGGAGAAUGUCUUAGCAGAGUCAAGGAUGAUGAUCCCUGACUGUCGCAAACGCCUGGAGGCAUCACUUGGAGAUUUGAAGGGAACAUUGGUAUACAUCCCAGAAUAAUGAUGCUCAAUGGAAAGACCUACAAACUUUAUCUCUGCUCUAAUAAUAUUUGAAUAUCCUUUCAGGCUGAAAUCAAGGAUUCAGAUCUUCAGGGCCCUGAUAUUGGAGACGCUGAAAGCAUGGUGACUGAGGUUGAGGCUUUCUUUCAAAGUAUCGAAGCAUGA
Messenger RNA from Spirodela intermedia, 3313 nucleotides. The record is from the annotation of a GenBank genome assembly. NCBI's taxonomy places the organism in Eukaryota, Viridiplantae, Streptophyta, Magnoliopsida, Alismatales, Araceae.